Lachancea lanzarotensis is the source of this 1707-nucleotide messenger RNA. It is a transcript of the gene MRN1, whose product is annotated as LALA0S13e02498g1_1. Lineage: Eukaryota; Fungi; Ascomycota; Saccharomycetes; Saccharomycetales; Saccharomycetaceae. The transcript has a single exon. Gene Ontology annotation, cellular component: cytoplasmic stress granule. The record is from RefSeq and is a predicted model, not a curated record. Gene Ontology annotation, molecular function: mRNA binding. The coding region runs from base 1 to 1707 and encodes 568 amino acids.
AUGUCAUCCUUUUACCAUCAACAAUACGUUAACAGCCCCAUUUAUGGAUACAACUCUAGUUCUGCUCGUGGAUUGAAUCCCGACGGGAUGGUGUAUCAGUCGCUACCCCCGAAUUCGCACAUGGCCUAUCAAAAUGAACAGCGUUCUGUGUGGCCCAAUCAAGCAUAUCACAGCAACAGUAAUGUGGGAUACAUGGACCAGCGGCAGAUAGGAAAUGGACGCCAAGCGGGAUCGAUUGAACCACCCUCGUUUGGCGUUGCUUCGAAUGAAUUGGAAAACAGUUCCAGUCAUCUUUCAACAGAAGGGUCAGGCUAUUCCAGUGGGCCAAGGAAUCCCCAAUAUAUCUCGGUAGCAGCUGCUGCUGCAGCUGCUAAUGCCCCUCUCUCGCACAGUUCUUUACAGCCAAGCAACGCUAGAGAUUUUUCAACUGCGCCUAGCAGGACCGUCUAUUUGGGUAAUGUUCCACCUACGAUCGAAGCAAGACAAUUAUUAGAUCAUGUCCGCAGUGGAGUUGUUGAAAACGUCAGGAUACUGCGAGAAAAAAUGUGUGCCUUUGUUUCAUUUCUGGAUGAAAGUUCAGCUUUGCUAUUCCAUUCCGAUGCUAUUCUUAAACGGUUGAAAAUAGAUGGAAGAGACAUAAAAAUUGGGUGGGGUAAACCCACACCUAUCGAUCCACUUGUAACAAGCGCUGUGGCCAAUGACGGCGCCACCCGGAAUGUCUACAUUGGUCGCUUGAAAACAGAUCCACAACAGGUAUCCGACUAUGAUGCAUCUUCGAAUGAACCUCUUGUCACCGAGGACAAACUAAGGGAGGACUUGGGAUGUUUUGGAGAAAUUGAAUCUGUUAAGAUAAUCACAGAUAAAGGAAUAGCAUUUGUUCAUUUUACCUCCAUCUACUGCGCGAUGAAAGCUGUUACCAGCUUAGCGUCAGUGAACCCAUUAUAUGCUAAUAAAAAGGUAUUUUACGGUAAGGACAGAUGUGCCUUCAUUACUAAAACUCAACAGCAUAAUGCAGCUCAAUUCUUGGGGUUGCAACCAGGCAUGGAACAUUUAGUUCAAUACACUGAUAGAGAAUUCAUUUCAAAUACGCUGCUGCAACAGUCGGCAGCAGCAGCAGCAAUUGCUACCGCGGCUGGUGGUGCCAAUAAUUUAGGGAACCGGACCGUUUAUCUUGGCAAUUUACCUAAAGAUGUCAGGAUCGAGGAAAUUUGCAAUGCCGUGAGGGGAGGACUCUUGCAAAAUAUCAAGCUUCUCUCAGAUCGGCACGUUUGCUUUGUCACUUUUAUUGAUCCAACAGCGGCCGCGCAGCUGUAUGCUAUGACAUCCCUCCAUGGGCUAACCAUCCACAACAAGCGAUGCAAGAUUGGUUGGGGCAAACAUUCAGGUGCGUUGUCAAACGCAUUAGCCCUUGCUGUCAGUCAAGGCGCUUCCAGAAACAUUUACAUUGGUAACAUUGAUUUUGAGAAAGAUAGUCAACGCGAACAGCCCACUUUUGCCGAGGAGAAGCUUCGCAACAUUUUCAUGGACUUUGGGGAUGUGGAACAAAUCAAUUUUCUGCCGGAACGUAACUGCUGCUUUGUGAAUUUCACCAACAUCAGCAAUGCGAUUCUGGCCAUUGAUAAAAUCAAAGCACAUCCUGAAUUCGAAGGCUUGAAAAUUAAUUUCGGUAAGGACAGAUGUGGGAAUGUCCCACGCCAGUAUCAUUAA